Molecule: messenger RNA, 1818 nt
Organism: Lolium rigidum
Lineage: Eukaryota; Viridiplantae; Streptophyta; Magnoliopsida; Poales; Poaceae
Product: probable leucine-rich repeat receptor-like protein kinase At1g35710
Exons: 4
Coding region: 1-1818 (605 amino acids)
Molecular function (GO): protein binding
Source: RefSeq, a predicted model, not a curated record
AUGAAGCACCUAUAUCCUGUAGGCCUCUUCAUGCUCUCUUGCACUUGUCUCCAACUAUCUGCUGCUGCGCCGGCGAGAGUGGGCAUCUCACGUGAAGCUGAAGCACUUGUGAAUUGGAAGGCUAGCUUGGCUGGUGCCAACAAGUCCCUUAGAUCAUGGUCAUUGGCCAACUCCACCAGCCUUUGCAGGUGGUGGCACGUCAGCUGCGACUUGGCUGGGCACAUCAGAAAGCUCGACCUUGAUGAUACAAGUCUGAACGGUACACUUGACAGGUUCGACUUCUCGGCCUUUCCGCACCUAAAGAUUCUCAUUCUGUCCCAGACGGGUCUACACGGUACAAUUCCAGCAGGUAUUGGCAACCUGACAAGCUUGGUCGAGUUGGACAUCAGCUCCUGUCCAUAUUUGAGGGGUGUCAUUCCACGUAGCAUUUUCCAGCUGAAGCACCUUGCUGUACUGCGACUGAUAGACUUGGGGCUCGAUGACAUGCUACCUGAAGAGAUUGGUAACUUGACGAACUUGCAGGAGCUCGACCUUAGUAUGGUUACAUUGACUGGAUCAAUCCCACAAACAAUUGGGAUGCUCGUGAAGCUCCAAGUGCUGAGCCUUGUAGGCAACAAUUUGACAGGAAGCAUCCCAAUGGAGAUCGGAAACAUGACAAAACUUCAAACCAUAUACCUUCAGCAUAACAAUUUGGAAGGGCAGCUACCAGAAAAUCAGCUGUUAGGUCACAUCUUCCCUGGGAUUUGGAAUAGCAGCCUCCUUCGAUCAGUCGACAUUGCAAACAACAACUUCUCUGGGAUGUUCCCAUCAUCCAUUUGCGUAGGAGGAGCGCUGACUUGGAUCGGUGCUGGAUACAAUGGAUUUACUGGCCUUCACCAUCAGACAUUUCAAAACUGCACAACCCUCCAAAUCGUUGACUUCACAGCAAACAACAUUGUUGCAGAGCUGAGGGACUGCAAUAAUUUCUCUGGCACAAUACCUUCUUGGUUAAGCAUGAGUUUACCUAAACUCAACUUUCUUCGAUUGUCAUCGAACAUCUUUGAUGGUAUCAUACCCCAUCAGAUAUUACAAUUUCGCCAACUCCAGGUAUUGGACUUGUCAAAAAACAAGCUCACCGGACCGGUGCCAGAUGAUUUUACAAAUUUCACCGGCAUGGCAGACUCCAUAUACCAAUACCACAAUGGUUAUCGAGUGCAGAUUCAUAUAGUUUGGAAGAAUGUGGAUUAUGUUUACGAUCUGAUGAUAGCAGCCAUGGCAGGUAUCGAUUUAUCUGGUAACUCUCUUUCGCAAGAGAUCCCAGAUGGUCUCACAACCCUGCUUGGUCUCAGGUACCUGAACUUAUCAGGAAAUUAUCUGUCAGGUCGUAUUCCCAAAGGUAUUGGCAAUUUGGUACUGCUGGAAUCACUGGAUCUUUCUCGGAACCAACUCUCGGGUGAAAUUCCUCCAAGCUUUCUAAGUUUGAAGAGCAUGAGCACUCUGAACCUCUCAAACAAUGAGUUAUCAGGGAGGAUACCUAUGGGCAAUCAGCUGCAGACCCUCGUAGAUCCAUCGAUAUACAGCAAUAAUCCAGGGCUAUGUGGUUUCCCGUUGAACGACUGCAUGAACUCGUCGACACCGGAUCAAAAUGAAACGGGUCAGGCCGAAGAUAGGGAAGCACUGUGGCUGUAUUGCUUUGUGGCUGCUGGGUUCAUCUUUGGGUUCUGGCUGUACUGGGGCAUGAUCUUGUUUCGCAGCGAGACAUGGAGAUGUGUGUUCCAUCAGCAUGUAGACGAUAUGGAAGGGAAGACAACCAAGAAAAUAUAUAGAUGCAUGCCGUAA